AUGAGAAUUGAGAAGAGUGUUACUGUACUUGAUAGACCUUGGGAAGAGCUGAUUGAAGGCAUCAACCAAAAAUAUCCGAAUCCCCACUCAAAAGCUGCGAAAACAAACGAUGUUUUAAAACGGCGAAUUGAGAACGGACUCCUUAUAACCGAGAAAUGGGUUGGCAACGCUUUCCCCGUUCCCUCCAUCAUCAGAUCUACAUUCCUCAAGUGCACAGGGAUCAACUUCCCCGAAGUGGCACAUAGCUACGAGAAGACCGUCAUUGACAAGGAAGAAGGUCUGCUGAUGCAAUAUUCGAAGAACAACUCGAUGGCUGCUUUCCUCAACUUCGUCGAAGUGAUGCAGUACAAAAAAAUCUCUGAAACAGAGACAGAACUAACUCAGACGUGGAAAGUUCAGUGCGAUAUCAAUAGUUGGUUCAACAGCUGGUUCGAGAGCCAAUUUGUGGCAACUUGCGUUGGCAAUUCAAAGAAAGGCCUCGAUGGUCUCAAGUGGGUGACCGAGAAGCUCCACUCUGGCCCAGACGGACUUCUUGACCUGCACCACUUCCGUGAAAGCUUAAAAGUCCUUGUUGAAGAUAUCGAAACAACCACUGUCAAAGUUACAGAGAAUCUCAAAGAGGAACUUGGCGAAAUCAGCCAAGCUGUCAAAGAAACCCUCGAGUCUACGGAGAACAUCGUUACAGACGUAGCAGAGGAAAGUAUUCAAAAAGUCGGCCGCCGUAUUCGCCUAACAUCCGAACAUUUGCGCCAAGAACGAGAAAAAUAA
Molecule: messenger RNA, 768 nt
Organism: Oikopleura dioica
Lineage: Eukaryota; Metazoa; Chordata; Appendicularia; Copelata; Oikopleuridae
Source: the annotation of a GenBank genome assembly